AUGCAAGAGCCUGUGCUACCAAGACGAUUGAUAUCUCAACCCUUCCAAAGCUCAUAUAAAUCGCAAGGCAAGGCACGGGAUGCACCAUUGAAGAGACAAUGCUUGCCUGUUGUCUAUCAGCGUCAAUACCGAACACAAGCUGGGGAGAGCAAGUCAGAUGUGUCCAAGGCGGGCAACGGGGCUGGUAGCUCCUCCCUAACGCCUCGCAUAAUCCACACGGUCAAGGAUCUGCGUGCAUGGCGAAGAGAAGCAUUGAUGAAUGGAAAAAAAGUCGGGUUUGUACCAACCAUGGGCGCUCUCCAUGCCGGACACCUCAACCUCGUACAAGCAUCGCUGGAGAAUAACGACUGCACGGUCGUUUCGAUCUUUGUCAACCCCGCGCAAUUUGCGCCGCAUGAGGAUCUUUCUUCGUAUCCUCGUACCCUGCCUUCAGACACCGCCGCACUGUCUCAACUGUCAUCUGGCGAAGAUAGACGUGUAGACAUCAUUUUUGCUCCGUCUGUCUCGGAAAUGUAUCCUUCAGGACUCACGCAAGUCGUACAAGAUCAGGUCGGCGCAUUUGUAGAGGUCAAAGGGCUCAGUCAUCAGAUGGAGGGUGGAAGUCGGCCGACGUUCUUCAGAGGCGUGGUGACGGUCUGCACCAAGCUGUUCCAUGCCGUCCAGCCGGACGCCACGUAUUUUGGACAGAAAGACAUUCAGCAAUCUGUGAUCCUGCGCAGGCUCCUUUCGGACCUCCUCUUCCCGUUCCCGGAGCCACAAAACAUGCAUGUUCUUCCGACUACGCGCGAUCCUAUAACGGGCCUGGCGCUCAGCAGCCGGAACGCGUACCUCUCGCCAAAGACGCGAGAAAAGUAUGCACCGGCGCUGUACAGGGCGCUGAUGGCUGGCCAGCUGGCGUGGGAACAGGUGCAAGAGCCAGAGGAAGGGAAGAGCUCAUCGGGCGAAGGCGCGAUGAGGAUCAGGCGAACUCUACAAGCCGCACGCAAAGUCAUAGCGGGAGAAGCGGCGCUCGCGCAAAAAGACGGUGUGCGCUUGCAGCUCGACUACAUCUCGCUUAAUGAUCCAAGUACACUUGCAAAUCUGGAGCAGCAGGCUGCGAGUGUUGGAAGCAGCGAUUUUAAAGUCGACAAGGCGAUCAUGAGCGGUGCGCUACUUGCGAGCGAAAUUGAGCCCGAUGGAAAGAAGAGCAGGGUGACACGAUUGAUCGAUAAUGUACUGCUCGGGUUUUCAAUGUGA
Messenger RNA from Tilletiaria anomala UBC 951, 1236 nucleotides. Its product is annotated as Pantoate-beta-alanine ligase. NCBI's taxonomy places the organism in Eukaryota, Fungi, Basidiomycota, Exobasidiomycetes, Georgefischeriales, Tilletiariaceae. Gene Ontology annotation, biological process: pantothenate biosynthetic process. The record is from RefSeq and is a predicted model, not a curated record. Gene Ontology annotation, molecular function: pantoate-beta-alanine ligase activity. Bases 1 to 1236 code for a protein of 411 amino acids. The transcript is spliced from 3 exons.